AUGAGUUCCCUGGUAAUAAAUACAGUGGGUGAUGGCAAGAACGCAGGCUUUGACAUCAUCCAAAAUCGCAUAGAGACACUGAGCAGCAAGAUGGACAAGCUCAUCAAUAUUCAGGAAAAAGUCCUCAGCCGACUAGAUGGGAUGUCUCACGACAUUGACGACAUUGAGAAGGAUAUGGAGAAUUUGAAGGUCGACAAGGAGGAGAUCCAUCUCCCGCCCAGGGUAAUGAAUCAGACCCAAGUCAUGGGACGAGAGGUGGGGCAGAUUUGCCAGGAGAUGAGCUCCAUCAUGUCGGUGGUGAAUCAGCGGUCCGAGCAGCAGGCUCAGAAGCUGGAAGGAAUGGAAAAAUUGGUCCUCAGCAUGCAACAGGUGAUCAGCUUCAUCGGGGAGACGGUGAAACAUUCGAAGAUAAUGGAGCUGAUGCUCAAAGGCCCGACGGCUCAGAAGGGCUCGAGAUCAAAAGACAGUAAAGGGAAGCAAGCUAUAAAGAGGAAAUCAUCUUCAGAUACAGUAUCGAAAAAGCCUGACAAGAAAACUACCUCUAAUAAAGGGAAAAAAGGGAAACAAGAGAUAACGCCUGCAUGUGAGCCCAGUACUCUGCAGUCUUCUCCCAAGAUAAAGCUUCACGGACCAAAGCAUUUCCUCGCCUCUCGCAAAUGUGGAAACUUUCUGAAAGACCACAAAGGCAAAGAUGGGACAGAUACGCCCCGUUUGAGCCCUAAGGGUCUGAAAGCACAAAAGAAGAUGAAGCCUCCAGAUACAGCAGAACAUAUCUCACUGAAGAAGCAGAUUUUGCUCCUUGAGGAGGUUCAGAAACUCAACAGGGAGAACGCUGAGAAAUCAGGUCAGCAGAUCACCCUUGGUUUUCGGGAUCUAGAAGCUGGAGUGCCCCCUAAAGAUCAAGAACCCGAUGCCUCUGCCAGCAGCUUGGUGGACUACCUGCAAGAAGACUCCCAAGUGGAUAUUGCUGAGAAAAACGAGGAUGUUGAGGCAGUUACUGAGGAGGAAAGUGGAGAGAAGGUGCCUGAGGAUGUUACAGAGAAGGAGCUCAAGCCUAGUGUGGAGAAUCUAGGGAAGCAAAAAGAAGAAGAAAAGCUUGGAGUCCAAGAGGACAAAGAGGAAAAAGGUGUUUCUGCAGCUGAAGAAGACUCAGGUCUUUCUACCUCCCCUGACAAUAAGAAGGAAGCAACUCCAAUCAGAGAUGACCACAAAGAUGCAGCAUCAUCUCCUGAGGCUGAACAGGACACCAUAUCAGAGAGCCAGCUGCUGGAAAAGAAGGUGGAAGAGGAGGAAGAAAACAAAAAUAAGGAUGAGAAGAAGGUUGAGUCAGAGGGUUGGGGUGUCUUCAAGGCAGAUGGAAUUGAACUCCAGCUGAACCUGAAACAACAGGUGGAGAAGGAGAGAGAAAAAGAUGAUGCGGAAAAGGAGGAUGACGAUGGUCCUGAGCAGUACUUUAUCGACACCACUCCACCUCCAGUGGCUCCUUUUAAUCACCGCAUUGUGUCAGCCAAGCCCAACCUGAUUACAAACUUCUAUACCAUCAGCUGGCAGGAGAUCCUGGGCGGGGGUCGUUUUGGCCAGGUGCACAAAUGUGUGGAGAAUUCAUCCGGUCUCACUUUGGCAGCGAAAGUCAUCAAAGCCAGGAGUCAGAAAGAAAGGGAGGUCGUGAAGAAUGAGAUCCAAGUCAUGAAUAAUCUCGACCAUGCCAACCUGAUCAAGCUGUAUGCGGCCUAUGAGUCAAGGAAUGACAUCAUCCUUGUACUUGAAUACGUUGCCGGAGGCGAGCUGUUUGACAGGAUCAUUGAUGAAAACUACACUUUGAUGGAGUUGGAUGCUGUGCUGUUUAUCAGGCAGAUCUGCGAAGGCCUGCAGCACAUGCACAAAAUGUCCAUCCUGCAUCUCGACUUGAAGCCAGAAAACAUCCUGUGUGUGAGCAGAAUCACAAAUAAGGUCAAGAUCAUUGACUUUGGUCUUGCCAGGAUAUAUAAACCAAGGGAGAAACUUCGAGUGAAUUUUGGGACUCCAGAGUUUCUCGCUCCUGAAGUCAUCAACUAUGACUUUGUGUCAUUCAACACGGACAUGUGGAGCCUUGGUGUAAUUACAUAUAUGCUUCUGAGCGGUCUGUGUCCCUUCCUCGGCGAUGAUGACAAUGAGACUCUGAAUAACAUCUUGGCCUGUCAGUGGAACUUUGAGGAACAAGAGUUUGUAGAUACAUCAGAAGAAGCCAAAGACUUCAUCUCCAGACUCCUGAUUGUAAAUAAAAGUUGGAGGAUGGGGGCAUGUGAGGCUUUGAGGCAUCCUUGGCUUGCCGACCCUGCCCUUCAUCAUCGUCUUCACACAAAGAAAACUAUGUGCAGAUCACGGAGAUCAUCAUGUGUGCCCAAUACUGAAAGCUGAGGGUGCUACACUGAGGUGACGCUCCACCUGUGGCCACUUGGACCAACCCUUCUGUCCCUGUAAAUUACCUAAAUUUUAGUCAGUGUACUCAUGACACUGACUGAAAAUCUGUCUACACCGCAAACCUCUUCCUGACAUGUGAUCCACUGUGUUGUGUUAUUGUAAGCAACACCCUGAUGAAAUAUAUAAAGGAAAAUAGCUCAGUUUAGGUUUAACAGUAGCUAGUUCUGUGUGCUAAAUGCUGGUGAUGAUGUCACA
This is a messenger RNA of Pelmatolapia mariae (spotted tilapia), 2655 nucleotides long. RefSeq names its product myosin light chain kinase family, member 4a (gene mylk4a). Bases 1 to 2397 code for a protein of 798 amino acids. Gene Ontology annotation, molecular function: myosin light chain kinase activity; ATP binding. The transcript is spliced from 16 exons. Gene Ontology annotation, biological process: protein phosphorylation. Lineage: Eukaryota; Metazoa; Chordata; Actinopteri; Cichliformes; Cichlidae. The record is from RefSeq and is a predicted model, not a curated record.